ACUAGAGCGGAGCCUUCCGCGCCAUCUCUGUGCGCCUGCGUACUGUGACCCUGCGCGGCCUGCGAGGCGGGCCUUAGCUCCAGGGUAUCUUCCCUAGUGGCUUAUGUCCCUUGUCCGGGGUCAUGGAGACAUUGUGGCCACCACGGCGGCGCCUCUGUCUGAAGAAGGGGAAGUGACCUCUGGCCUCCAAGCUCUGGCGGUGGGAGAUACCGGAGGCCCUCCGGCUUCGGCCAAUAAAGCCGAGGAAGAGGGGGAAGGAGUCCGGGAGGAGGCCGAGCCAGAGGGGUCUGGGAUCGAGGAGGUGCAGGGAGAAGCCCCCAGCGCUGAGGGGGAAGAGCAUGCCAAGGGAGAAUCCGAGGACUGGUGCGUGCCCUGCAGCGAUGAGGAGGUGGAGUUGCCCGCGGAUGGGCAGUCCUGGAUGCCGCCCCCCUCCGAAAUCCAGCGGCUCUAUGAACUGCUGGCUGCCCAAGGUACCCUGGAGCUUCAGGCUGAGAUCCUGCCCCGCCGGCCACCCACGCCCGAGGCUCAGAGUGAAGAGGAGAGAUCCGAUGAGGAGCCAGAGGCCAAAGAGGAGGAAGAAGAAAAACCGCACAUACCCACAGAAUUUGACUUUGAUGAUGAGCCAAUGACACCAAAGGACUCCCUGAUUGAUCGGAGACGCACCCCAGGAAGCUCAGCCCGGAGCCAGAAACGGGAAGCCCGCCUGGACAAAGUUCUCUCAGACAUGAAGCGACACAAGAAGCUGGAGGAGCAGAUCCUUCGUACUGGCAGGGACCUGUUCAGCCUGGACUCAGAGGACCCAAGCCCCACCAGCCCCCCACUACGGUCCUCAGGGAGUAGUCUCUUCCCCCGGCAGCGGAAAUACUGACUGGUGCUGCCAUAGGGUACAGUGUGUGUGCCUGCUGGGGCCUCGGCCUUCCUUCCCUAACCCUGGGUGCUGGGAAACUUAGGAUGAAGAGAGAAACUCCAAGCUCUCAACACAGCACCCUGCCAGAAAGAGGACACGUGUGUGUUUAUGUUUUCUGUUGAACAUCUGUUUGGAGACCUGGGUUGAAAUUUCUGAAUUGAAAAUAAAAAAUACAAAGUUAUCUUCUCUUAGAGGAGGGGCUGUAGC
This is a messenger RNA of Molossus molossus (Pallas's mastiff bat), 1114 nucleotides long. RefSeq names its product PAXIP1 associated glutamate rich protein 1 (gene PAGR1). The transcript has 4 exons. NCBI's taxonomy places the organism in Eukaryota, Metazoa, Chordata, Mammalia, Chiroptera, Molossidae. Bases 104 to 868 code for a protein of 254 amino acids. The record is from RefSeq and is a predicted model, not a curated record.